Messenger RNA from Stomoxys calcitrans (stable fly), 2345 nucleotides. Its product is annotated as 3-oxoacyl-[acyl-carrier-protein] synthase, mitochondrial. NCBI's taxonomy places the organism in Eukaryota, Metazoa, Arthropoda, Insecta, Diptera, Muscidae. Gene Ontology annotation, biological process: fatty acid biosynthetic process. The transcript has a single exon. Gene Ontology annotation, molecular function: 3-oxoacyl-[acyl-carrier-protein] synthase activity. The record is from RefSeq and is a predicted model, not a curated record. The coding region runs from base 632 to 1981 and encodes 449 amino acids.
CACAUAAACAAAUUUGUGUUCGUGUGUGUAUACGUGUGCGUACAUGACCAGAGAAUAUGCGAGGUAGAAGAUAACAACGAAGAGAAUGCAAACAAAAAUCUGUCAUCUUAAUACUGUCAAACCUGGCCUGGUUAACUCCUGUUCGCAUGAGACUACCUUUCUAAAUCCUCCUUGGCAGCAUGGUUGAAUUAACAAUGUUGGCUCACUUGCCCAACAACAACAAAAUCAACUGCACAACCCUAAGGUAAUGGUGUCGCAAAUUCCAAGAUCUUUACGGUUCACUACCUGGUAAUUAUGUCAUGGCAAAUUCCCACAAGGCUAUCAAAUUUCUGGAUACUUCCUAAUUGAAAUUCUAGAUUUUAUUUACAUUGUCAUGUGCAGCAGCCACAAUAUCAAAAGAUUUGUGAUUAAAAAUGUGGAAAUUAUAACUUAAAACAAUAAAAUGUGAAAAAAAGAAACAAAAUUUGAAAUUUUAAAAUUCAAAACCAAGCAUUUGACGUUCUAGUGGGAUUUGGAAACAACUCUGGAGUUGGACAAUUCCAUCAGCUGGGCAAUUGAGACAACCUUGUUAGUUCAACCAUGCACAGCUGUUUCAUAUUUACAUCGCCGGUUCGAAUUUCAUUUAGUUAAAAUGUAUUUCGUAAUAAAACUAACAAAACAAAUUCAAUAUUGUCGUAGUAUACGGAGGCUAUCGACAACUCAAUUGCUCUAUGGUACAAAGAAAAGAGUUGUAGUAACAGGAACUGGGGCCGUAUCGCCUUUGGGCAACAACUUACAGGAUUCGUGGCAAAAAUUGUUAAAAUGUGAAUCGGCCAUCUCGAGAUUGGGAGACGAAUUUAAAGGGCUGCCAUGCCAGGUUGCAGCGCAAAUUCAAAAGGAUGAAUUGCCCCUACAAGCUUUUUUAUCGAAAAGUGAUUUGAAGCUUAUGAGUCCCGCGACACAACUGUCGAUAUUAGCAACCGAGGAAGCAUUAACAUGUGCCAAAUUAAAUAUCAAAGUUUUAGAUAAUCAAAAGUUAGAACGUAUUGGUGUUUGUGUGGGCAUGGGAAUGUUUGAUUUGAGUGAAGUUUACGGUGCUUGGCAACAAUUGCAGCGCGGGUACAAUCGUGUCAGUCCCUUCUUUGUACCACGACUUCUGCCAAACAUGGCUUGUGGUCAUAUCAGUAUGAGGUAUGGCUUAAGAGGACCGAAUCAUUCUGUUUCUACAGCAUGUGCCACCGGUGCUCACGCAAUUGGAGACGCCAUGAGAUUCAUUCGAAAUGGUGAUGCCGAUGUUAUGAUAGCAGGCAGUGGUGAGUCCUGCAUUGAUCCCCUAUCAAUAGCAGGUUUCUGUAGACUGCGGGCAUUGAGUACGAACUUCAAUGAAGCACCUGCGAAAGCUUCCAGACCAUUCGACAAAAAACGGGAUGGCUUCGUAAUGGGCGAAGGUGCUGCUAUAUUAGUAUUGGAGGAGUUAGAGCAUGCUCUCGAACGAAACGCACCAAUAUUAGCGGAGAUUUUAGGCUAUGGUUUGUCUGGUGACGCUUAUCACAUAACAUCGCCAAGCGAAGAUGGUGCAGGAGCUACUUUGGCUAUGCAGCGGGCUAUAAUGGAUGCUCAAGUACAACCAAACGAUAUAACAUAUGUCAAUGCCCAUGCAACGUCCACACCAACUGGUGAUCGAAUUGAAGCUAGAGCCAUACAAAGAGUUUUUGGCGAGCAUGCUUUAAACGUACGUGUUUCCUCAACAAAAGGUGCACAUGGGCAUUUGCUGGGAUCUUCGGGAAAUUUAGAAGCUGUGUUUUUGAUACAAGGCUGUUACGAAAAUCAACUUCCACCAUCUAUAAACGUAGAAGAUAUCGACGAUAGUGUAGAGGUACAAAUUGUUACAAAACCAGAAACUUGGUCCCAGGAUGAACACAAAAGACGUGUUGCGUUAAAAAAUUCAUUUGGAUUUGGCGGUACUAAUGCUUCGCUAUGCAUUGCUAGUUACAAUAAUUGAUUUCAAUGUCACACAUAAUUCAUCUAAAUUGGAGAAACUGCAAAAUGGGAAGCAUUUCUUAAUCUGGUGUGUUCUGUGAUUCACUUUCAGUUUCCCCUUAAAUCAAUUUGUCACUAUCACGCAAACAAAAAGUUUAAAUUAAUUCAGUUUUAUCCUUUUUUUUGUUUUAUCUAAGAAAUCUCAGAAUGAAAAUUUGGAAAAUUUUGAAACUUUAUUAACAUGAUAAAAAGCUGUUAAUUUUAGGGGAAAAGUGGAACCCAGAACUAACAGGAAUAGUUUUUGUAUAUUGGGAUUAGGAUGUAUAAGUAAAAUUUUAAAUAAAAAAUUUAUUUUUUAUUGUCCUUUGUCAAUACUUACAAAUAUA